Messenger RNA from Klebsormidium nitens, 1483 nucleotides. NCBI's taxonomy places the organism in Eukaryota, Viridiplantae, Streptophyta, Klebsormidiophyceae, Klebsormidiales, Klebsormidiaceae. The record is from the annotation of a GenBank genome assembly.
CUGUGCAGAUUGCGCGGCACAGCAUGCGAAAAUUAGUAAUUGGGAUGAAACGCUCUUCCAAAGUAAGGAGUCAGUUGUGUCUGCGCGUAACAGACAUUGAAUCGAGGAAGAAGCCUCUAGCUGAGCUGCGGGGGAAGACACUGCUUGGGUAGGGGUGCUUGCAAGAGCGCCUGCGCUUUCAGUUUCUGGUUGGGCGCAUGGCCUGAGACAUUGACGUCAACAUACCGUAGUGGACAUCACCAAUCUUUAGCAGUAGCUUUGAAGGCCCUUGCAAGUGUUCCCCAUGGCGACUGCCGCUGUCGCUCGCACAGUGGGCAGUGCUGGCGGUGUCUCCUGCCGAGCAAAGGCCAGCGUGUGCUCCUCUUCCCGCCCUUUCCUUGCCUUCUCAGGCCUCAAGUCCAACACUCUGUUGCUGAAGCAGCAGCGAGAUGCAUUCCAGCUGGCACGAUGCAACAAGCGGACGGCCGGUGUGGUAAUGGCGGCAACCCUCGACCUGUUGGACUUUUCAGGCAAGCCUCUCGGCACAGAGACCCUUGACUUGAACGCUGCCAGGCCCGAGACGGCGCGCGCAGUUGUUCACAGGGGUCUGAUCACAGAGCUCCAGAAUAAGAGGCAGGGGAAUGCGCACACCAAGACCCGGUCUGAGGUUCGGGGGGGAGGCAGGAAGCCGUACAAGCAAAAGGGCACGGGCAAUGCUAGGAGGGGGUCCACCCGGUCGCCGUUGAUUGUGGGGGGAGGAGUUGCAUUUGGGCCGAGGUCAAAGAGCUGGAGGAUCAAGAUGAACAAGAAGGAGAAGCGGCUGUCCAUCAGCACGGCGCUGCAGAGUGCGGCGACUAGCACAGUUGUGGUGGAGGACUUCGAUGACAAGUUUGAGGAGCCGAGCACAAAGAAGAUGAUCAGUGCAUUGCAAAGUUGGGGGGUUGCUGCGGAGGAGGAGCACGUGCUCUUGUUGCUCCACGCCCCCAUCCCUCGGGCCGUUGCCAAGUCCAUCAGCAACAUCAACAAUGCGAAGGUCAUGACCCCCGGCGCCGUCAACCUGUACGACAUCCUGCGCGCCGACAAGCUGGUCAUCACAAAGUCGAUGCUGCAGCACUUGAACGAGCGAUACCCACCCAAGGGUGCGCUCGCGGAAGAGGACGAAUCGGAAGAGGAGCCCGCAGCAGAAGCCGCGGAGGAAGCUGCAUAAGCACUCAGGUAUUGCAAUAUGAUAGAAAGACUUGAGCGAGGGGACCGUUCGCACGAGCCUCCCUGUCUGCCUCGCGUUUUGCACGAGGGGCAGAUGUAAAAGUGUUCAGCGAAGCUUGGAAGGUUGGUAAGCAUGUGGAUAUGCCAGUGUUGUUGAUUCGAAAGUCACAUGAACGAACUUACUUCGGACUUGACAAGGACGAGCUGCCAUCAGCCAUCGGGCAUAAAACAGCUGGGAUGGUUGCCUUUCAUCAACUGGCCGCCUAAUACGAGUUGCCGAAUAUACUCAAUAUGAGCC